Messenger RNA from Siniperca chuatsi (mandarin fish), 2396 nucleotides. RefSeq lists its product as uncharacterized. Gene Ontology annotation, molecular function: DNA-binding transcription activator activity, RNA polymerase II-specific; RNA polymerase II cis-regulatory region sequence-specific DNA binding. Gene Ontology annotation, biological process: regulation of transcription by RNA polymerase II. The transcript has 2 exons. NCBI's taxonomy places the organism in Eukaryota, Metazoa, Chordata, Actinopteri, Centrarchiformes, Sinipercidae. The record is from RefSeq and is a predicted model, not a curated record. The coding region runs from base 275 to 1879 and encodes 534 amino acids. Gene Ontology annotation, cellular component: nucleus.
GUGUGUGUGUGUGUGUGUGUGUGUGUGUGUGUGUGUGUGUGUGUGUGUGUGUGUGUGUGUGUUCUCUCUCUCUCUCCUCUGGUUCUUUGGUGUGGCUAAUGGGCUAACUGCCACUUACUCGUUCAAAACACCGGCAAGUUAGCCCAGUUUUUCAUUUCUCACAAAACGACAGCUGUUUGCGGUUUGUUGCAAGGAUACACCAGAAUACUGACACGGUGGUACUUUGAUUUUCAUGUGAAGCAGGAAAGGUGUUCUAGAGGGCUCCACAUCAACAAUGAACACAUCCAUGUCUAGCCUGAUCAUGGAGAGAGGGAGGCAAAAACUGCAAAAUAUCCUGGAGGAUGGCUUAGGCAGAGACUUGAUGAACGCUGGCCGGUUUUGCUUCAGCUGUGAGCAGAUAUUUGCUAAUAGGAAAUGCCUGGAGGAACACAUGUGUUCUGCUGCAAGUUACAUCUGCUCCUGUGGAACUGAGUUUACUGAAUACAAAGACAUGCUGGAGCACAGCACUACACAUGAACCAGGACAUCAAGUGCUUGAUCAUGAAACAAUAAGAAAGCGCAGAAUUGAGAAGCGCAUAGAAGAGGAGGAGCAGUUGAAAAGACUACAGACAGGUGAGGUUGUCUGGAAGACACCGAAAUUGGACAAUGUGCCAUCAAUUUCUUUGCCAGUGAACCCCAUGCAGUCUGCGCAGAUUUCACAAGUGCCUGAGUUGUACCCCUCUGUGUCACAAGCAUCUUUGCUCCCAAACGCUAUAUCCUCUACAACAGACAUGAAGAAUAUUUUUGCAGGUGUAGGUGCACCAACAGUAGAUCUUUGGACACUUUACCAGCCAGUCGUGUUGUUGCAAACGGUGCGCACAUUUAACAAGAAAAAGCCAUACACUUGCGGUAAAUGUGGGCAGUGUUUCCUGACAAGGACCUCUCUCAUCUCCCAUCACAGCUCUCAUGUCACAGAUAAAGUUUCUGGCUGUAUAGGGUGUGGGCUGCUGCUCUCCAGCAAAAAGGUAGUGCCUCGCUUCCAUGUUUGUAACUCACCCAACACUGCUACCAAAUUCAGACUCAUCACUGCAAGACCGCUGGGUAACAACAGGCUUAAUGAAGCCGGUACAGUCAGGAGUCAGAAUCUGAGUGCUUGGGGGCCUCAGGCCACGUCCUCACUACAGUUGAAAAGCCAGAAUACCAGUGCAGCCAGUAAAGGCGGUCAGGCGCCUCACAUCACUUCCACCCUCCAGUUGAAAAAUGAGAAUAUGAAAACGUAUAAUAAAAGCAAUCGGGGGCUUCAUGUCACUCCAUCCCUGCAGUUGAAGAGUCUGAAUCUCAGUGCAUCCAAGCCUUAUGUCACUGUCGCCCUUCCGUCAAAGAGCCAGAGCCCAAAUCCCAGUGCAUCUGAUAAAAGCAGUCAGGGGCUUCCUGUCACUCCCUCCAGGCAGAUGAAGAUGCCUGCAAACUCUGCAUCAGGUGUACCAAGCAAACCAACACAGACAUCCUCUGUACCAAAUGGGUUUACAUGUCGCGUCUGUCAUAUUCCUUUUGAAACUGCUCAGCUGCUUCAGAGGCACAAGUGUGUCAAAGCACAGGAGUUUAUGGCCCAGCACGUGCGAGGUGGUAAACGGCAUUACAAGCUAAAGAGGGUGACGCCAGUGGCAAACCCAAGUCCUGCUCAGAUGAAUGGUGAGCGAAAACUUGUGGUUCCAGCUUCUGGUAACAUAAAGAAAAACCAAGUCAUGCCUGUUGGUCUGGACAAAGGGCAAGGGGCGGCUCCUGUGAAUGGGAAAACAGGUGUGGAUAUGGAUGAGGAUUGUUACAUCGUUGAAAGGGGACAAGACAAACCUGCUGAGAUGAUUUACCAAGUUACCUCAUCUGUCCCUAUUAAGACUUGACAAAACUAGAGGCACAUUUAGUUUGCAUGUCACAUUUUAUGUUAAUUAUGGACCAAGCGCAUUGAGAUUACAGUCUCCUGGUUGAACACCAUCUAUUUGUUUAGCUUAAUUGCACAGGAACACAAUGCUUCCUGGCUUUCUCCAAACUACAUUAAAAGAUGAAUAAGUGUGGGAUGACAGCAAACAUGUAUCUUAAUUAAGCUGGACUUGUAUGGUCAGUACAGUCCAAUGUUGACUUACCAAGAGUCUAACAUUGGUGCCCCUGCAAUGGUUAUAGAAUAAGUAAAUCAAUAAAGUUUAUUAUCAAAAUGUAUGUGCAUGGUUUACCCAUGUUUGGUGGGAUAACCAGGUACUGUAUUAUAGUUAUUUUGUUUUUUAAAAAAUAUGUUUUUAGUAUGAUCAGAAUGUGUUGUGAUGCCGUGGGAAUUGACCACAAUACCUUGUGUGUUCUUACCAGCUUUGUCAGACUUAAGAAUACAGUAUGUAUGUGUUGUAUUAAACUAUAUUUUCAAACUCA